This is a messenger RNA of Paramecium sonneborni, 2668 nucleotides long. The record is from the annotation of a GenBank genome assembly. NCBI's taxonomy places the organism in Eukaryota, Ciliophora, Oligohymenophorea, Peniculida, Parameciidae.
AUGCAAAUUAAAUAGAAAGAAAAUCUGUAUGAAAUUUUAGCUUCUGCAAAAGAUUUUGAUGAAUAAAUAUACAAUAUUAUUAUAGAAAUGUUUCGUAAAGAAAAAAUUUCAGACUGUUUAGCAUAUCUUUCAAAUGAUGAAAAUCUUUAACAUUAUGAAUAAUAAAUAUUCUAAGUAAUGAAUUUACAAUUUGCCGAUUAAGAGGAGAGAAUUAAUUUCUUAAAAAAUAAUAUGAAGAUAAUGAUGAAUAUUAUGAAAAAAAUUAAUGAUCAUGAAUUUAGUAAUAAUGACUAUUCCUCUGAAAUCUAUUUGGAAGCAAGACAUAGUCUAAUAAAACAAAUAAAAGAUAACGAAAAGAUUAUCUAAUUGUUAUAAUUUUUUGUUCAUCUCACAGCUAUAGAUAAAAGUUUAAUAUAAUGUGGAUCAAAUUCAUUGAAUUUACUAGUAUAAAUGAAAGUUAAUUUAAAGUAUUAAUGUUUUGAAAAUAUCAAAAUUUAGAAUACUUCUUUAAGUGGGGGUAAUUUUGUCAGAUGCAAUUUGAAUGGAUCCGAAUUAGAUAAUGUGGAUAUAAGCGGAAUGAAUUUAAAUGGAACAUUAUUAUAGAAUUGUAAAUGGAAAAACUUAAGAAUUCAUGAACUACAUAAAUUAAAAGGUCAUACUAGUUAUAUCUAUUCAGCAUGCUUCUCACCUGAUGGAACUAUAUUAGUAUCUGGGAGUGACGAUUAGUCUAUCCGUUUAUGGGAUGUUAAGACAGGGUAAUAAAUAGCCAAAUUGGAUGGUCAUACUGGUAGUGCCUGUUCAGUAUGCUUUUCAUUUGAUGGAACUACGUUAGCAUCUGGCAGUGGGGAUAACUCUAUCCGUUUAUGGGACUUAAAGACUAGAAAAAAAAAGGCCUAAUUGGAUGGUCAUACUAGUACUGUAAGAUCGGUAUCAUUCUGCCCGGAUGGUAUUACUUUAGCUUCUGGUAGUGGAGAUAAGUCUAUCCGUUUAUGGGAUAUUAAGACGGGCUAAUAAAAAGUAAAAAUAGAUGGUCAUAAUGAUAAUAUCAACUCGAUAUGUUUCUCACCUGAUGGAAAUACUUUAGCAUCUGGAAGCGAUGAUAAGUCUAUCCGUUUAUGGGAUGUUAAAACAAGACAAUAAAAAGCAAAAUUUGAUGCUCAUACUAGUUAUAUCCAAUCAGUAUGCUUCUCAUUUGAUGGAACAACAUUAGCAUCUGGAAGUUGGGAUAAGUCUAUCCGUCUAUGGAAUGUUAAAACAGGAUAAUAAAUCGCCAAAUUGGAUGGUCAUCUUAAUGAUGUCCAAUCAGUAUCCUUCUCACCGGAUGGAAAUACCUUAGCAUCUGGUAGUGGAGAUAAGUCUAUCCUUUUAUGGGACAUUUAGACAGGAUAAUAAAAAGUCAAAUUGGAUGGUCAUAGUAAUUCAGUCUGGCUAGUAUGCUUUUCAUCUGAUGGAACUACUUUAGUAUCUGGAAGUGUAGAUAAUUGUAUCAGUUUAUGGGAUGUUAAAACAGCAUUAAAAAAAGCUAAAUUGGAUGGGCAUAAUCAUACAGUUUGGUCAGUGUGUUUCUCACCGGAUGCAAUGACCUUAGCAUCAGGUAGUGGAGAUAACUCGAUUCGUUUAUGGGAUGUGAAGACAGGGUAAUAAAAAGUCAAAUUGGAUGGUCAUAUUGAUCAUGUUCGAUCUGUUUGCUUCUCACUUGAUGGAACUACCUUAGCUUCUGGUAGUGGAGAUAAGUCUAUCCGUUUAUGGGAUGUUUUGACAGGAUAUUAAAAAGCAAAAUUUGAUGGCCAUAGUAAUUCUGUCUGGUCGGUAUGCUUCUGCUUUGAUGGAAAUACCUUAGCAUCUGGUAGUGAGGAUAAGUCUAUUCGUUUAUGGGAUAUUUAGACAGGAUAAUAAAAAGCUUAAUUGGUUGGUCAUAAUGAUUCAGUCUGGUCGGUACGCUUCUCACCUGAUGGAACUACCUUGGCAUCUGGUAGUGGAGAUAAGUCUAUUCGUUUAUGGGAUGUUAAAACAUUAUAAUAAAAAGCCAAAUUAGAUGCUCAUAAAAACGAUGUAUUAUCUGUAUGCUUCUCUCCUGAUGGAAAUCUCUUAGCCUCUGGAAGUGAUGAUAAAUUUAUUAGUUUAUGGGAUGUUUAAACAAGAUAAUUAAAAGCGAAAUUAGCUGGUCAUAGUAAAUAUGUCCGAUCUGUAUCCUUCUUCCCCGAUGGAAAUACCUUAGUAUCUGGUAGUGGAGAUGCCUCUAUCCGUUUAUGGGAUGUUAAAACAUUAUAAUAAAAAGCCAAAUUAGAUGCUCAUAGUAAUUGUAUCAACUCUGUAUGCUUGUCUCCUGAUAAUAAUACAUUAGCAUCAGGUAGUAGUGAUAAAUCUAUACGUUUAUGGGAUGUUAAAGCAGAUAAUUAAAUUGAACCUUAAGAUAAAAAUUCCAAAAACCUUGUAGCAUCUCCAAUAAAUUCAAAUGAUCCUCUUUCAAAUGGUAUGUUUUCUUUAUUUAUUUUUAGUAGCCUCUUAUAUUACCAUCCUCCUAAUAUCCCAAUAACCUAUAUUUUAAGCAUAAGGAGCUCAGAUUCUAAAUGGGUAAUUUGAGCAUAAAUCAGGCAUAAAUUUAAAAACAUUAUUUAAACAAAAAGGAACUUACUAUUAAGUAGCUCAACAGUAAAUUUAGAAUUGA